ACUUAAACUUGUGUCCGUUGUAAAGGAAAUUUUGAUAGACUUGAGCAAAUAAAUACUAGCUAAAGUUAGCUUUUUACAUUUUGCCUUUUUUGGUUGAAACCAAGAAGAAAGUGAAUAGAUUACUUACCUGAAAAUCAAAUAUAAGUUUAAUUACAUUCUUUAACUAAGACGUUGUAAUGUCGGAUGAAACUGAAAUAGACCCACAUAACAUUUUCAUCAAAGAUCCAGAUGAAUGGAUGCAGUAUGUAUAUAAACAAGUAAACGUGUUAGUAGAAGAUGGAUCUGAAUACACAGGUUGGGUGUAUACUAUAGAUCCUGUGUCUGAAUGUAUUGUAUUGAUGACAUUCAAUGAUGAUAAAACCAAAAUGGACAUAAUUAAUGGUAGCUCUGUGUCUUCAAUAUCUAUCAUUGACGAGGAUACUGAAUUACAUGUAAAAGCGAAGCUAGAUGCUAUGUUUAGACCAAAGGAAACAAGUCUACUCACCGAGGAGGAACUUGAAAGUCUUAAGAAACGACUUAAAUUGUGGUUGAUAAAGAACAGGCUUCCAGUGCAACUUACAGGAAAUAAUGACGAAAUAUUGUCUAUUUCUGAUGCACUGUUUAUUGAGCCACCUUAUGGUGCAGAUAACUGUCGUAGUACCAAUGAAAUUAUUCUUGGCCGUAUUCAGGGUCUUAUAAAAAAUAUGCCUGCAGACCACGAAGAUUGGUAGAGAAUGUUCGAAUGAAAUCUAUUCAUUUAAUAAAUUUCAUGAAAUUGAAAUCAUUGUAACAUAUCAUUAAAUUGUAAUCGAAAGAAA
Messenger RNA from Mytilus californianus (California mussel), 797 nucleotides. Its product is annotated as gem-associated protein 6-like. The transcript has a single exon. Gene Ontology annotation, cellular component: SMN complex; nucleus. The record is from RefSeq and is a predicted model, not a curated record. Lineage: Eukaryota; Metazoa; Mollusca; Bivalvia; Mytilida; Mytilidae. Gene Ontology annotation, biological process: spliceosomal complex assembly; spliceosomal snRNP assembly. The coding region runs from base 177 to 710 and encodes 177 amino acids.